Anopheles maculipalpis is the source of this 1161-nucleotide messenger RNA. RefSeq lists its product as uncharacterized. Gene Ontology annotation, molecular function: metal ion binding; RNA endonuclease activity; nucleic acid binding. Lineage: Eukaryota; Metazoa; Arthropoda; Insecta; Diptera; Culicidae. Bases 1 to 1161 code for a protein of 386 amino acids. Gene Ontology annotation, biological process: apoptotic DNA fragmentation. The transcript has 4 exons. The record is from RefSeq and is a predicted model, not a curated record. Gene Ontology annotation, cellular component: mitochondrial inner membrane; nucleus.
AUGUUUGCGUACUUAACCAUUUUGAUUACCGUGGCGGCCUUAGUGGAUGGACAAUGUACCGUUAACAUCCGGAUGCAAUUGCAUGCCAGGGCACCAUUGUUCCUGCGCAACAAUCAGCUGUGGGCUCCGAACGGACCUUCUCUUCAGUGGAAUGCUGGCGAAUCGACACUCAUUGCCUGUCCGGGAAAUUCCAUCGAAAACACUGGAACUGUUACGGCCAACAUUCAGUGUGUGUCCGGGCAGACGUUCAAUCUUAACGGAGCCAGUGUGAACCUUGCCAGCGUGUCUUGUGUCACUAAUACGACGGGGUCUGUGCAGAAAACAACAGAAAGCUGUGGAUUUGAUGGAACACUGCUAAAUCUUGGGUUCGAUGUACCGAACGUAGGCUUUGUGACGUACAUCCAGUCAUGCUACAACCUGAACAAGGCUUCGAUCAUCUACACCCGUCAUGUCAUUCCUGGGGCGGCUAUAAACCAUAAAAUUAGUGAUUCUUACAGACCCGCGUUCAAAAUUGCCGGAAUGCCUUCGCUCGCCAACCCUAACGCCGCAUACACCCAGGCUCAGCAGAAAGUACGGUUUGCUCAGCUAUUAGGAUCCCAGGCCCAGGCUGAUCGUUUCAUUACUGCCAGCUCUUACCUUGCGCGAGGCCAUCUCUCGCCGCACGCCGACGGUAUUUUCCGACCUUGGAUAUGGGCGACCUAUUUCUACGUCAACGUUGCUCCACAAUGGCAGGUCACUAAUGCUGGCAACUGGUUGGUGGUUGAGAACGCAGCCCGCAACAUUGCUGGCCGUCUGAACGAGGACGUGCUGAUUUUCAACGGUGCCCAUGACAUUCUGACACUUCCCCACGUGAAUGGCCAGCAAGUUCCAAUCACGCUCGAGGCCGGAGGUAUCCAGACUCCGAAAUGGUACUGGAAGAUCAUCAAAUCGCCGCGCACGAAUGCAGCCAUCGCUCUAAUCAACAACAACGAUCCGUUCCGUACGAGCAUGCCGGCAGGAGAGUUGCUGUGCCCGGAUGUGUGUGCACAGUAUGGAUGGGGUAAUGCGAACUAUGCCAACUUUAAAAGAGGUUUUACAUACUGUUGUACGGUGGCGGAUCUACGCCGUGCCAUUCCUAGCAUUCCGGCCGAAGCAGAUGCAGCAAAUGUAUUGCGUUUCUAA